CCAAGAUGCAUACGGACAUCUCGUGAUGGUAUUUGGAAAUUGCAGCAAAUCAAAACAAACUAGCGUGGCACUCAAAUUUAGCUACAAUUUACUUAUAAAUUGGAUUAAUUUAAUUUUUUUAUGCAUGAGAGUUGCCCGAAACUUAUCAAAAAUGCUCAUAGAUAUUGGUGCAAAUUUAACUGAUGGAAUGUACAAGGGGAUUUACAAUGGGACGAAGAGACACGAGCCGGACUUACCAAAUGUACUCAAACGAGCGUGGGACGCAGGCCUGAAGCACAUCAUUGUCACAGGAGGGAGUCUUGAGGAAAGCAGAGAAGCGCUGGAUAUGGUCCAAAUAGAUGAUCGACUUAGCUGCACUGUUGGAGUGCACCCUACACGGUGCGGAGAAUUUGAAAAAUCAGGGGAUCCUGGAAAAUAUUUGCAAGAUCUGGAACAACUGAUCAAAGACGGAGGUAAAAAAGUGGCUGCUUUUGGUGAAUUUGGACUCGAUUACGAGCGGACGCAAUUUUGUGACAAGGAAACCCAGAUGAAGUAUCUCAAGAUGCAAUUGGAGGUGGCAUCGAAAUUUCCAGAGCUGCCUUUAUUUUUGCAUUGCCGAAAAUCUGCUAAAGACUUGGCAGAUGUUCUGUUUGGUUACAAACUGAAAGGUGUGGUGCAUUCUUUUGAUGGGACUUUUGAGGAAGCACAGGAAUUGUUGAAUUUGGGUUAUUUCAUUGGCAUCAAUGGAUGCUCUUUGAAAACUUCUGAUAAUUUGGAGACGGUUAAGAAAUUACCUUUGGAUCGCAUUCUGCUGGAAACCGAUGCGCCAUGGUGUGAAGUUCGUCCUAGUCAUGCAGGGCAUCCCUUCAUUAAAAGCAAACCAUUGCCCUCUGUCAAAAAGGAAAAAUGGGUUGAAACAUCAAUGGUCAAAAGCAGAAACGAGCCAUGUACUUUGAGGCACAUUUUGGAAAUUGUGAGCCAGUGUCGUGACGAGGAGAUAAAUUUUGUGGAAGAAGAGGUAUACAAAAAUACUUUAAAACUAUUCAGUCAUAUUGAUUAAAAUCACUUCUGCGUAAAACAAUUAUCAGAUAUUUUAUGAUUUUUUU
Neocloeon triangulifer is the source of this 1085-nucleotide messenger RNA. RefSeq names its product deoxyribonuclease TATDN1. The record is from RefSeq and is a predicted model, not a curated record. The transcript is spliced from 6 exons. Gene Ontology annotation, molecular function: 3'-5'-DNA exonuclease activity. NCBI's taxonomy places the organism in Eukaryota, Metazoa, Arthropoda, Insecta, Ephemeroptera, Baetidae. Bases 26 to 1039 code for a protein of 337 amino acids. Gene Ontology annotation, cellular component: cytosol.